UUCUCCUCCUUCUAAGUAGAUAUCAGGCCCCCUCAAAAUCAUACCAAUAAGCCUAUAAAAUAAAAGUCCCUUUGGUUUUUGCAUUCCCCCUAAAAGAAAAGGAUCCGCUUUCUCGGUGAUUAGCAAUAACAGCACCCAAAAAGAGAAUCCCCGAACUAUCCAUCCCAUCCUAUCCACAUCCCGUCACCUUCGUCUCCGAUCCAUACGAGGGCAGUGCUGUUCGUUGAUGCUUAUCUAACUUCGUUUCCGGCAAACGGAAAGGGAUUCCAAUUCUUUCGCCUGUAAGAGAUGGUUGCCUUUGGGAAAAAGUUGAAAGAAAGACAAAUCGAAGAAUGGCAAGGAUAUUACAUAAACUACAAAUUAAUGAAGAAGAAAGUGAAACAAUAUGCUCAUCAAAUCCAACUUGGGACAGUGGAUCGCCGUCAUGUUCUCAAGGAUUUCUCAAGAAUGCUGGAUAAUCAGAUUGAGAAGAUUGUUCUUUUUCUGUUGGAACAACAAGGGCUACUUGCAGAAAGGUUAAUGAAGCUUGGGGAAUGGCAUGAUGCUCUUCAGGAGCAUCCUGAUAUAUCCCAAAUAGCUGAAUUAAGAGAGGCUUAUAGAGCAGUGGGACUAGAUCUUUUGAAGCUUCUCCGUUUUGUUGAGAUGAAUGCAAUUGGUCUGCGUAAGAUACUGAAGAAGUUUGACAAACGCUUUGGAUAUAGAUUCACUGACUACUAUGUUAAAACGCGUGCUAAUCAUCCCUACUCUCAGCUGCAACAAGUGUUUAAGCAUGUGGGAUUGGGGGCUGUUGUGGGGGCAAUAUCUCGCAAUCUUCAUGAUCUUCAGGACCGUCAGGGAAGUUAUUUGUCAAUUUAUGAUCAGCCUUCUCUUCCUCUCCAGGAUACUGUGGUUGAUUCUAUAAAAGCUGCUGUGGAUAGGUUAACCAACUCAACAAACUUCCUAAACUUUCUUGCACAACAUGCACUCAUUAUGCAAGAAGAGCUGCCUACUCCAACUGCAGAACAAGUUGAUGAAAAGAGAUACCAUUUUAUGUCACUACUUUUGAACUUGGCAAACACAUUUCUCUAUAUGGUAAAUACAUAUAUAAUUGUCCCUACAGCUGAUGACUACUCGAUGAGCCUUGGAGCUGCAGCAACCGUUUGUGGUAUUGUGAUAGGGGCAAUGGCUGUUGCACAGUUGUUUUCUUCAGUUUAUUUUAGUGCAUGGUCAAAUAGAUCAUAUUUCAGACCUCUUAUAUUUAGCAGUAUAGUUCUUCUUGUGGGAAAUACCAUGUACGCAAUGGCUUAUGAUCUUAACUCAAUAUGGGUUCUCCUUAUUGGUCGUCUUUUCUGUGGAUUGGGUUCUGCUAGAGCUGUUAACCGACGGUAUAUCAGUGACUGCGUACCAUUAAGAAUCCGCAUGCAGGCAUCUGCUGGUUUUGUCAGUGCCAGUGCUCUUGGGAUGGCUUGUGGUCCUGCUCUUGCUGGCAUUCUUCAGACGAAUUUCAGGAUUUACAAUAUUACAUUCAAUCAAAACACAUUGCCUGGAUGGGUUAUGGCUGUAGCUUGGCUUAUAUAUUUGAUAUGGUCGUGGAUAUCAUUUAGAGAGCCUUCUCAUGAUAUGGAAGAGACUUUUUCACCUCAUGAGCCUAAAUCUGAACCAGUAGAAAAUGAUACACUCGAGAAAGGUCUUAAACAGCCGUUGCUCAUUAGUUCCACAGACAAUGAAGAAGCUGAUGACGGUGAGCAAGAAGGUGAUGGAAGUGAAGAAUCUGCUGAGGAAUCUCGUCGAGCAGCUACUUCAAUUGCAUCAGCUUAUAGACUACUCACGCCCUCAGUAAAGGUUCAGUUGUUGAUAUAUUUCAUGCUCAAGUAUGCAAUGGAGGUUUUACUCUCAGAAUCUAGUGUCAUUACAACAUACUACUUCAAAUGGUCUACAAGCACUGUGGCGAUCUUUCUUGCUUGUCUUGGCUUAACAGUUCUUCCUGUAAACAUUGUUGUUGGAAACUACGUUAGCAACAUGUUUGAAGACAGGCAAAUUUUGUUAGCAUCUGAAAUAGUGGUUUGCAUAGGCAUACUUCUAAGCUUCAAUGUAAUAAUACCAUACUCUGUGCCACAGUAUGUCCUCUCAGGACUCAUCAUGUUUGUUUCAGCCGAAGUACUUGAAGGCGUCAACUUGUCUCUACUUUCUCGGGUCAUGUCAUCCAGGCUGUCCCGUGGAACAUACAAUGGUGGACUGCUUUCAACAGAAGCCGGGACAAUUGCUCGAGUGAUUGCAGACGGCACAAUAACACUGGCUGGCUACCUGGGGGAGAAUAGGCUUUUGAAUGCAACUCUACUUCCUUCGUUAGUUAUAUGCAUAACCUCCAUUGUCGCCACCUGCUUUACCUACAACACCUUGUAUUGAUUAGUUUGGAAGGACUCCAUCCCUCUCAACUCAAACACCAGCCUCUAAUUUUGUUUUUGCUCUCCGAUUCUUUUUUCUUCAAUUGAUUAGCUGUAUAUGGCAAAACACUAGGCCAUUGAUUCUUCAAAAUUGGCUUAUGAGAUACCAUUGGAAAUGCACUGCUUCCAAAUCAGUAAAUUUCCUGUCUCAUC
Messenger RNA from Rubroshorea leprosula, 2576 nucleotides. The record is from the annotation of a GenBank genome assembly. NCBI's taxonomy places the organism in Eukaryota, Viridiplantae, Streptophyta, Magnoliopsida, Malvales, Dipterocarpaceae.